AUGGAGCUGAACAGACUGCUCCUCCUCACAUCUGUCCUCCUGCACAUGGAAGACGGCCACGCCAGCCCAACGCAGCUGGUCUGCGACAACAGACUCAUCCAGAAGUACAUCAGGGAGGCCAAGGACAUGGAGAAGAGAGCGUGCCAGGCGCUGCCCGCACUCAGCCGCCCCGUGGUGCUGCCCUUGGUGGACUUCAGCCUCCAGCAGUGGAAAUCCAAAUCGAAUGAGACCAAGCGGCAGGAGAUCCUGUGUGACCUGGCACUGCUGGUGGGUGCCGUGGCGGGGGCCCAGGGCCAGGUGACCGAGGAGUGUGGGACCAGGCAGUUAAACCAGCUUUACCGACACGCCAACUCCUUCCUCCUGCUCCUGCAAACCUUCAGCUGGAAGGUAGGAUCCGGGGAGCCAGGCUGCUCCCCACGCUCCAUGGAGCAGACCCGCAUCACCAGCAUCUUCCUCACCUACCGGCAGCUGAUACAGGGCAAGCUGCGCUUCUUCUUCCACGACCUGGCCAAGGACUUAUGCAAGCAAGGCCAGGAAGGUGGCAGAGAACCCCGGUGCGGGGCCCGGUGA
This is a messenger RNA of Gavia stellata (red-throated loon), 570 nucleotides long. It is a transcript of the gene THPO, whose product is annotated as thrombopoietin. Gene Ontology annotation, cellular component: extracellular region. Lineage: Eukaryota; Metazoa; Chordata; Aves; Gaviiformes; Gaviidae. The coding region runs from base 1 to 570 and encodes 189 amino acids. The record is from RefSeq and is a predicted model, not a curated record. Gene Ontology annotation, molecular function: cytokine activity; hormone activity. The transcript is spliced from 5 exons. Gene Ontology annotation, biological process: cell population proliferation; thrombopoietin-mediated signaling pathway; positive regulation of ERK1 and ERK2 cascade.